Messenger RNA from Rubroshorea leprosula, 1049 nucleotides. The record is from the annotation of a GenBank genome assembly. NCBI's taxonomy places the organism in Eukaryota, Viridiplantae, Streptophyta, Magnoliopsida, Malvales, Dipterocarpaceae.
UGUUCUGCAAAUGGUAUCAAAACACAUGGCACCAUCUCUGAUGGAAACAGGAGCACGCCUUUAUGUUAUCAAAUUCCUCAGAGAUUAUAUAUCAACUGGCUGUGUAAUUUUAUUGGAGGAAGGUGGCACAAUUUUUACCUUUGAAGGAAACAACACAAAGUGCUCACUGAGAACUGUAAUGAAAGUUCACAAUCCCCAGUUUUACUGGAAGGUUAUGACUCAGGAAGAACUAGGUCUUGCGGAUGCAUUUAUUAGUGGAGAUUUUUCUUUGGCCAAUGAUGAUGAAGGUCUCCUAAAUCUCUUUAUGAUUCUCAUUGCCAACAGAGACUUGAACUCAUCCAACUCAAAGCUUAGUAAGAAAAGGGGUUGGUGGAGGCCAUUGUUUUUUACAGCUGGUAUAACAUCUGCAAAAUAUUUCUUCAAGCAUGUUUUACGUCAGAAUACUCUCACACAAGCUCGUAGGAACAUUUCUCGUCAUUAUGACUUGAGUAAUGAACUUUUUGCUCUAUUCUUGGACGAAACAAUGACAUACUCCUGUGCAGUGUUUAAGAAGGAAAAUGAAGAGUUGAAAGUUGCACAACAGAGGAAAAUCUCUCUUCUGAUAGAAAAGGCGAGAAUUAAGAAUAAGCAUGAGAUUCUUGAGAUUGGAUGUGGUUGGGGAGGUUUAGCCAUUGAGCAAGGAUAUGUUGAAAUUCAUGCACUGGGAUUUGAUGAGAAGUUCGUUCGGACAUGGGAAUAUUAUUUCGAUUACUGUGCAGCUGGUUUCAAGUCAUUGACUCUUGGAAAUUAUCAGGUUGUAUUUUCACGCCCGGGAAAUGUGGCUACGCUCCAAAAUCCAUACUAAAGUUUCCUCCCAGCUAAUUGAUAGUAAAUCAGUUUCUAAAAUGCAGAAGAAAAAUCAGUUUUUCUUCUGUGUCAUGAGGCUUGUGGCGAUGAAUAUCAAUAAAGUUGCCGAAUUUUAUGUAAUAGACAUAUAUAUGUAUAUAUAUUUUGAACUGCAAGUGCAAAAGAAACACUUUGUGUGACAAUAAUAAAGAAUUUGAAAGUUG